Molecule: messenger RNA, 2424 nt
Organism: Ceraceosorus guamensis
Lineage: Eukaryota; Fungi; Basidiomycota; Exobasidiomycetes; Ceraceosorales; Ceraceosoraceae
Product: P-loop containing nucleoside triphosphate hydrolase protein
Exons: 1
Coding region: 496-2301 (601 amino acids)
Molecular function (GO): ATP hydrolysis activity; ATP binding
Source: RefSeq, a predicted model, not a curated record
AGGUGCGCUUCGUGAUGACUCGAUGGACAUGGGUUCGCAGCUGGGCGUCCACUGCCUGCAAACAGCAGCAUGCGACAGGCUGCAUUCAUAUGGACCAUGGACGAGCGUCUAGUGCGGAGGCAGGGCAAGACGAAAAGGGUGCGACGCAGAUGAUCACAGUCAAGAGUGUCAGGUCGAGUCACGCCGAAGGGAACACCGAGACGAGGUCGGUUUGUUGGUAAAGCUCAAAAGGCGGCCUCUUUCUUGCAUCGUCAACAUUUCCCGCUCACUGGGAUCACACAACAAAACGUACUCGGUCGAGACUCGACCGCAUCGCUUCGCCUCUUCACUACACUACUGCGACAAGCUCAGCAUUCAGCACAAAUACCUCGAGAACACUCCCCAUCCUUUUCAGGCGCAACAAGCGGAAGUGCUGCUCAGCUCGCUUCAGCUUUUCUCGAGUCACUCUUCUCACACAAGUCGUCAGCCGCUAGCUCCCAAACCGCACCAAGAGACAUGGACCAAGGUGCAGUCUCUGCUCUCAGCUCGGCCACCUCCAGCGUCGCACCACUGGGUCGAAGCGCCUUUGCAUCCCUCUUGACUCAGCUGCGUCAAAAGCGCAGUGCCUUGCCACAAGCUCUGGCUUUGGCAGCCAUCUUUCAAGCCGAGGGGCUUUUCAGGUUCCUCAAGACGUAUCUGUACAACUUUGUCGCCAAUCGCCUCUUCUUUCAGGCUCACAUCGAUGGACAUGGAUGGAGCUGGUUGACACGAUGGAUCGAUGCUCAGCCUACUGCCAAGGAAUUGCGCAGCUUCAAGAUCGACGACGUCAGGCCCAAGUCCGAUGAAGCGCCAGCUCGCGUCGUCUCUACCCAGCCGCAAUGCAGCAAGGUGUGGUUGCUAGUUGACAGGAGCAGCGGCAUCUCCACGCCCGUCACCGUCCACACCUUGCUGCGCUUCGCUCUAGCAAAGCUCUGCGGCUUGCUGUCCAGAACCUCGGUGCCCACGACGCUCAUAUCGUACGAGCUUGAGAGGACGUACGAAGGAAAUUCUAGUUCACCUUCUCACUUUACUCGCAUUCAAAUGUUGACGCGCCACCGUCAACAUUUCGAAGAGCUGCUGUGCACCAUUCGAGGUGAGGAUGAGGUGGCGCGUUCAGAUCUGACGAUGGUGUACGAGGUCGUGGAUGACGAGUGGGAAGAGGCUUGCGAUAUCCCUCUCAAGCCUUGGCAUUCUGUCAUCUUGGCCGAGGGCAAAGCCGAAGCUUUGCUAGAGGAUGUCCAGUCAUUCGUCGCUUCGGCGCCGUGGUACGAAAAGCACGGCUUGCCUCACAGGCGCGGCAUUCUGCUCUACGGCCCUCCCGGCACAGGCAAGACCAGCGUCGCGACGGCAUUGGCGGGCAAGCUAAAGUACGAUUUGCACACCAUCAAUCUGUCUGGUCUUACCGAUGCUACCUUUGCUCGACUAGUGAGGUGCACCUACAGCGCUGUCCUUCUUUUGGAAGACAUCGAUUCCAUCUUUACGGCCGACAGGCAGAGUUCGGAUGAAAGGAGCCAAGUCACCUUUUCUGGUCUCUUGAACGCUCUGGACGGAGUGUUGGCUUCCACAAAGGGUCUCAUUGUGCUCGCCUCUACAAAUCACAUCGAAAGGAUUGAUCCGGCAUUGAUAAGACCUGGACGUUUCGACUUGCGCAUGUUCGUCGGCAAUGCCACGUAUCAACAAGCUCAAGCCCUCUUUCUCAACAUCUACACCGACCUAGAUACCCGAGCAGACUUUUUGCAGCAGCUCGAGCAAGCGCGGCAAGGCGAGGCCUGUACUGCGUCAGCAUGCGAAGAUGCCGAAGCGAUUGCGAUUUCGGACGAAGCACAGAAGCCGCUCGUCAAGGAUGCUUGGACUUUGAGUCUCAGCAGACCCAUCACUCCUCCCGUAACUCCUCCCAGUAAGCUGAUGGAAUACGACGAGGAGGUGGAUGGUGCUGGUGCAGAUCAAGUCGCAGCAUGCAUCGAUCCGCCCGUGGUCGAAUUCGACGUUUGCUCGACAGCGAACAAGGCAGGACGCACCGUGCAGGACGCGGUCGGCGCAAAGGUGUACGGCUCCUCUCUAUGGUCUCAAUCGCUCGACUUCGCUUCGCGCAUUCCGGAACCUACGCAUAUGAAGGCCACUGCAGCAGGAGAGGCGGACACAGUCACGGGCGUGGGCAUGGCUGCGCUUCAGGGCUUUCUUGUUCGAAGGAGGGAUAGACCUGAGGCGGCAGUAGCUGACGUGGAAAGCUGGAUCAUCGGCGGCAUGUCCUCUGAUGAUUCUGGGCCGGUAGUCAGUUUGUGACUCUAUGCUCGACUCAUCCCUUGCUCUCUAUAUUGUACACCCCAAAUUCAGCUUUGGGUCCAAACAACAACCUGUAUUUGUAUCACAUCAGCAUUUUCGAAUUGUAUUCUCUUCUCGCCUCGU